This is a messenger RNA of Nematolebias whitei (Rio pearlfish), 4039 nucleotides long. RefSeq names its product lysine (K)-specific demethylase 2Aa (gene kdm2aa). Lineage: Eukaryota; Metazoa; Chordata; Actinopteri; Cyprinodontiformes; Rivulidae. Gene Ontology annotation, biological process: protein demethylation; regulation of transcription by RNA polymerase II. Gene Ontology annotation, molecular function: histone demethylase activity; transcription coregulator activity; DNA binding. The coding region runs from base 143 to 3928 and encodes 1261 amino acids. The transcript has 25 exons. The record is from RefSeq and is a predicted model, not a curated record.
GCUCUGGUCCCGCAGCUCUGGUCCCGCAGCUCUGGUCCCGCAGCUCUGGUCCCGCAGCUCUGGUCCCGCAGCAUGUUUUGUCCCACGGUUCAGGCCAAACUGCGUGUGCUGCUGUAAAGUUUUCUCCGCUUCAGUCUGACAAAUGUCGACUCAUCAAAGUAUGGAUGAUUCAAAGCCUCGAUACAGCAAAAGACUGCGGGCUGGAACCAGACGGCGUUACCAUGACGAUGGCAUCUCGGAUGAAGAGAUUGAUGGGAAAAGACUGUUUGAUCUGGAGGAGAAAAUCAGCAGUGAGAGGUUUGGUUCUGAUCGGGUGGUCCGCAUGGAAGGAAAAGACUUUACCUACGAGUUCAUCCAGCGAGGCGGUCUGAGAGAUCCAAUCAUUUUUGAGAAACCUGAUGGACUUGGAGUCAAGGUGCCCGAUCCAGAAAUCAGCGUCAGUGAUGUCAAGAUGCUUGUUGGUAGCAGGCGCAUGUUAGAUGUGAUGGACGUGAGCACUCAGAAGGGGACAGAGAUGUCCAUGGCCCAGUGGGCACGCUACUAUGAGACCCCUCCGUCUCAGAGAGAGAGGCUCUAUAACGUCAUCAGUCUGGAGUUUAGCCACACCAAGCUGGAGGCCUUAGUUAGCAGGCCUGCCACAGUGGAUCAAAUUGACUGGGUGGACAACAUGUGGCCUCGACACCUGAAGGAGAGUCAAAGAGACUCAACCAAUUCCAUUAAUGACAUGCAGUACCCCAAAGUACAGAAGUACUGCUUGAUGAGCGUCCAGGGCUGCUACACAGACUUUCAUAUUGACUUUGGUGGCACCUCGGUGUGGUAUCACAUUCUCAGAGGAAGCAAGGUGUUCUGGCUGAUCCCUCCAGUUCAUUCAAACCUGGAGCUGUAUGAGAACUGGGUCCUGUCUGGGAAACAGGGAGAUAUUUUCUUGGGAGAUCGAGUAACUGACUGUCAGAGGAUUGAACUGAAACAAGGCUGCACCUUUAUCAUACCAUCUGGUUGGAUUCAUGCUGUCUACACUCCUGUCGACUCUUUGGUGUUUGGUGGAAACUUCCUGCACAGCUUCAACAUCCCAAUGCAGCUCAACAUCUGCAGUAUAGAGGACAGAACAAGGGUUCCAGUGAAGUUUCGUUAUCCCUUUUUCUAUGAGAUGUGCUGGUAUGUGUUGGAGCGGUAUGUCUUCAGUCUGACCAAGAUCUCUUACCUCGCACCCGAGUUUCAGAAACACUCCCUGGGCAUAGGUCUUAAGAGAACUGAUUCAGCACACGAGCAAGGGUCGGAGCAAGAAGAAGAAGGUUGCUCAGAUGAAAAGGGUGUAGGUCAGCAGUCUGACAAGGCUGCACCCAAAGUUCAUUUGACUCCUCUGGAACUGGAGGGGCUUUGGAACCUUUUGGGUAAACUGGAGUUGCUACCUUCUAACAAGAAGUGUGUCCCAGUAGGGAUCCAGAACGCGUCAGCACUCCUUACUCAUGUCAAGGCUCUGUUGAGGGAACACGCUAAUGAUAACCCCAAAUUAUCAUACACAGGAAAACCCAUCAUCAAGUGGCCGCAGAGACCGUCAUGGUAUCAGCCUCCUCCUCCUCCUCCGCCGCCACCACCGCCGCCUCCCCCCCCUCCUCAAGCACCUUCUCGUCCUAAACUACUAUCUACACCCAUCAACCCACGACCUCAGAAACCGGCCUCCAUGUCUGUGCUGAGGCGCCGCAGAGUCAGGUGUAAGCGAUGCGAGGCCUGUGUGAGGCCAGAAUGUGGGGAUUGUAACUUCUGCAGAGACAUGAAAAAGUUUGGAGGACCAGGCAAACUCAAGCAGACGUGUGUGCUGCGACAGUGCAUCUCUCCGGGCCUUCCUUUGUCUGCUGUCUGUGAGAUCUGCAAAGAACCCAAUCAGGAGGAAAGUGGGGACCCCUCCCUCACACUUAUGGAAUGUUCCAGCUGUGCACAGAUCGCCCAUCCUGCCUGCCUCAAGAUUCAUUGUGAUGGAGUGGUGAAUAAAGACCUGCCUAGCUGCUGGGAAUGUCCCAAUUGUGUCCAGGGGAUCACUGAUCGAGAGUCUAAAGGUGAAAGAAGUGAUGGUCUUCCAAUGAAGAGGAAAUCUUCCUCCCUGCUGGAUGCUCGUAUAGCUAAGAUUUACCGACGACACCUACACGGCAACGAUGGGGACGACUCAGCCAGUGAUGACGAUGGAUCUCAGAGAAGAAAGAUGGUUCUUUCUGCUCGAGGAGGGACCCACUCAUCCAGAAGGGCAUUUGGUGCCAACAGAAGAGGCCUGCUGCGAGGAGGUCUGUCCCACAGAGGAACCAGAGGAGGUCCUGGCUCCACCUCCAUCCACAGAACAAAAAGAGGGUUAGGCAUGAGGGAGGUGGGUCGAAGAGGACGAGGCGUCAGGCUCCGCGGAGGUUCCAGGAUGCAUCGAAGAGGAGAUGAAUCUGAGGAGUCUGAUGAUGAUGACGACGAUGACGAUGAUGAUGAUGACGACGAUGACGAUGAUGAUGAUGACGACGACGAAGAGGAGGAGGAGGAGGAGGGUGACAGUGAAGGAGACAAAGAACGACUUCAUCGCCGACGCUGGAGACGUAGGAGAGACUAUGAUGAGGAGGACAGUGAGGGUCAGGAGUUUGAACCUGAAGAAGACGAGAUGGACGCAAUAGAAGAUGAAGACAUGAAAAGGGAUGAUGAAGAGGAGGAAGAGCACUGGGAUUCAGAUCCAGAACCUCCUGUCCUCCUGGUGUCUGAUUUGAAUGAUGACUUGCUGAGUGGCUCCUACCUGACAGUCACCUUACAGCACCCCCAUCAGGCCAAGACCCAGUCUGGCUCUAUAGUUCCAAAGCUAGAAGCCGCCAUGGGUCCAUGGACAGCUGCAGUAGGUGGGGGUCAGCAAGGCUUCAUCCAGAGGAAAGUCGCUCAUUCUAAACCAUCCAGACUCAGGACGACAGAUUCAACAUCUGACUCUCUUACACCCAGAGGUCCUGGCAGGCCUCGGGUUCGAGGAAGCCAGGCCGAUAAAGGCAACAGAAACCAGUCUGCAUCUUCAGAUGAAGACGAGGCUGCUCCUCCAUCUGCAGCCACCACCCUGAUUCCAUCUCUGCUGUCGUCGCCAUCCUUUAAAGACGUGGGCAGUGAGAGAGGGGGGGACAAAGAGUUGUGGGUGUCUGUGUUUAAAUACCUGAACAGAGCUGAGCUCCUGGUCUGCAUGACAGUAUGUAAGGCCUGGUACAAGUGGAGUUGUGACAAGCGUCUGUGGAGUCGAAUCGAUGUGAGUCGGUGCAGCCCGCUGAGUAACCAGGCCCUUGCAGGAAUUGUCAAACGCCAGCCCGUCUCUCUGGACCUAUCCUGGACCCCGCUGGCCAGGAGACAGCUUAACUGCCUUCUUACCAGACUCCCAGGUCUGAGAGAGCUGAGCGUGACUGGUCUGCCAUGGUCCUGUCUGUCUGCUUUGGUUUCUCCCACUCUGCCCAAUCUGCGUCUGUUGGAUCUGCGCUGGUGUGAAGGGAUCGGUGACGCACAGAUUAAAGAAAUCAUCACUCCACCUGGUCUGGAGUCGUCCCGCAGCCGUCUGAGGAACAUGGUGACGCUGCAUCUGUCCGGUCUGGAUAUCAGCGAGUCCACCUUGAGACUCCUGCAGCGUCACAUGCCCCAGCUGGAGAAACUGGACCUGGCUCACUGCAAGAACAUAUCCGAUUCUUCUGUUGCCCUGCUCACAGCCCCUGGGACUCACACCCACAACAACCUAACCGAGCUCACUCUGUCUGGCUGCAGUGGACUGACAGAAGGCUGUUUGUCGUACCUGAAGCGGCUCCCCUGUCUGACCUUGCUGGACCUCAGAGGAUGUUCGGGGAUCAGCAGACGCUCCUGCGACGCCUUCAUUUCAGACUUGUCCUACAGCGCCCUCUACUGUAUGAUGGAGGAGAAGCUCAUUCAGCGCCUGGACUAACGUAACACUUUUCAAAAAGAAACCAGACUUCUUCUGUUUGUUUUUUAUGUUUGAAGCCUAGCCAACUACCACAGUUUUCUAAAAGAAACAAUAAAGCAGUUUAAUACAAAA